This is a messenger RNA of Candidula unifasciata, 534 nucleotides long. The record is from the annotation of a GenBank genome assembly. NCBI's taxonomy places the organism in Eukaryota, Metazoa, Mollusca, Gastropoda, Stylommatophora, Geomitridae.
AUGAGACUAACAAACAAUUCAUACUCAAGAACUCUGGUCACAAUACUGUGGAUGAGACUAACAAACAAUUCAUACUCAACAACUCUGGUCACAAUACUGUGGAUGAGACUAACAAACAAUUCAUACUCAAGAACUCUGGUCACAAUACUGUGGAUGAGACUAACAAACAAUUCAUACUCAACAACUCUGGUCACAAUACUGUGGAUGAGACUAACAAACAAUUCAUACUCAACAACUCUGGUCACAAUACUGUGGAUGAGACUAACAAACAAUUCAUACUCAACAACUCUGGUCACAAUACUGUGGAUGAGACUAACAAACAAUUCAUACUCAAGAACUCUGGUCACAAUACUGUGGAUGAGACUAACAAACAAUUCAUACUCAAGAACUCUGGUCACAAUUCUGUGGAUGAGACUAACAAACAACAAACAAUUCAUACUCAAGAACUCUGGUCACAAUACUGUGGAUGAGACUAACAAACAACAAACAAUUCAUUCUCAACAACUCUGGUCACAAUACUGUGGAAGAGACUAA